GGAGGCGGAGGCAGAGGAGGAGGAAGCCGGAAGUGCAUCGGACCCGGGUCGUCCGGGCGUUGCGGGAUUGGGGCCUGGGAACACUCGGUCCCUGGCAGCCGAGAAGCCCGGGACUGGGCUGAGCGGCGCGAUCCCAGCCCUGAGUCCUGCUGACUGCCCAGCGCCGGCCUCACCUGCAGCGUACCCGGAGCGUUGCUCUCCUCCACCGAACUGUGAGGUUCUGCGCGCCCCGCGGAGGUCGGCGGCAACCAGCAGCGACUGCGGAGCGACGGCGGGCGGCCCCGGGCAUGUACGCCCCCGGAGGCGCAGGGCUGCCCGGCGGGCGCCGGCGGAGGAGCCCGGGAGGCAGCGCUCUGCCCAAGCAGCCGGAGCGUAGCCUGGCCUCGGCCCUGCCUGGCGCCCUGUCCAUCACGGCGCUGUGCACUGCCCUCGCCGAGCCCGCCUGGUUGCACAUCCACGGAGGCACCUGUUCCCGCCAGGAGCUGGGGGUCUCCGACGUGUUGGGCUAUGUGCACCCGGACCUGCUGAAAGAUUUCUGCAUGAAUCCCCAGACAGUGCUGCUCCUGCGGGUCAUCGCUGCCUUCUGCUUCCUGGGCAUCCUGUGUAGUCUCUCCGCUUUCCUUCUGGAUGUCUUUGGUCCCAAGCAUCCCGCCCUGAAGAUCACCCGUCGCUAUGCCUUCGCCCAUAUCCUCACUGUCCUGCAGUGUGCCACUGUCAUUGGCUUUUCAUAUUGGGCUUCUGAACUCAUCCUGGCCCAGCAGCAGCAGCAUAAGAAGUACCAUGGAUCCCAGGUCUAUGUCACCUUUGCUGUUAGCUUCUACCUGGUGGCAGGAGCUGGUGGAGCCUCAAUCCUGGCCACGGCAGCCAACCUCCUUCGCCACUACCCCACAGAGGAAGAGGAGCAGGCUCUGGAGCUGCUUUCUGAGAUGGAGGAGAACGAGCCCUACCCGGCGGAAUAUGAGGUCAUCAACCAGUUCCAGCCACCUCCUGCCUACACACCCUAAUGCCAACCUUGGGCUCUCUUCCUUGGCAACCCUUCCCCCGACUCUGCAACUCCUCUCGUACCCAGAGGAGCUCCUUUCCCCAGCAGGCCUCACUGGUAGGAUCCUGACCAUGUUCUCCAAACCUUCCCCAGGAGAGACUGCAUUUAGGGUUAUUUGAGUAUCCCUGCUCUCAGAACUGGGGGUCCACUGGUUUUCUAUAAUGCACUGUUUCCCUCCUGCCGCAUCCUGCUCCCUUCACGUUCACGAGUCAUUAGCAGCCAGGGAAGGUCAUCCAAGUUUCCCCCAGGAUGGGCCAUAUCUUUGGGACCGAGACUUUCCUUGGAGAGCUGCUGAGAGUGGACAGUCCCAGGAAGAAGUGUCAGAGGGCCCAAGGGAAAGGGGACUGUGGCCUGCAGGCUCAUAUCACAGGGAUCAGUGUUUGUUUCACAGCUGUGGCUCUGGGCUGAUGCCCCCAGCCCGCUUUCUUCUCGGAGUGACCCACCCCCAGGCCACCUGCUCCGGGGAGUUCUGUGCACUUUACUCUUUGGACUUCUCCUCACGUGUGCCCUGGUUUUAUGGGGAAAGGGAAUUGCUGUUGGGAAGGCAGAACAGUUGCUACCCUCCCUGGCCUUGCUUUGUGUGACUGGAGCCCAGACAAGGAGAGCAGGAGCCAGCAUAAGACUGAGGCCUCCUGGUGUCUACCAAGGAUGAAAGUAAAGGGGACUACAUCUCCCAGCCCUUUCACCUUUUAAAUUUGAGUGGUUUUAAAAGGAAGAAAACAAAGCCAGGCAACAGCAACAGUAUUCUGUUUUUAAAAUAGUGACAAGACUGUUGUCACUUUUUAGAAAUGUAUCCCAUUCCUUUUGGCUCUGCAAUUUUUGGCCCAUAGCUUCUUCCAAGCCUAUGGUAGUCCCUCCCUGAGUCUCUCCCAGCAGAAUGCAGCCUCCCUUCCCUGGCCCCUUCCCUCCCAGCGACUAUGGCUCCCUGGGGCCUUCUUGUGGAACCCAGCGGGGCUGAGGACUGUGGCCUGGCUGGCGGGCCAGCAUGGUGCUCUUCAGGACUGCAGCACUGAGAUGGAACCUGGCCUCAGUUCAGGAACAGGGGCCACAACAGGGCAGGAACCCACCACCCUCCACAUAGGAAUACAACCAGUGGGGCCCCGUCACAUGAGGCAUCAGACCCACCCUGUCAGCCCAGCAGGCCGGGCUGUGUUCCUUCAGACUUAAUGCUGCCCUAGACUCUGACUUGGGGCUCCAACCUGCCGCAUGCCCCUCUCCCCCUCUUAAAUGUACUCUGGCCUUGCAGUGUGCUGCUGGCACUUUCUCUCUCAGCCGUCACUCUGGCCACCCUGUUUGCUCUGGCUCUGGCUGAAUUUUCUGCCCUGAGCUCUGGGUAUAAAGUGGAUGAAACUUGAAAGACCUUCAGUGUAGAUCCAGAUGGCCAAUCUGUCCUUGUUAAGUUAAUUGUUUCUUGGGAAUGAACGUCCAUUGCUGAGCUGAAAAGGAAAUGGAUUCCAAUCUCCUCCAACCUUUAAGGUGAUAGGCAGUUCAAGCAAGACUGGAGAAUGGACAACACUAUGAAGCUGUGGCUAGAAAGGGACUGUCACGUCCCAUCCUUUGGCCAGAUUGACUGGGGAUGUCUGGACAGACGCCUGCAUGGGUGGUGAGGGCCACAUCUGCACAUGAGCGGGUGGCUGCUUGCAGCUCACUGCUGUGAUGCCAGAGUGUCUUCAAAGGUGACUCUCCUGCUCUUCUGGACUCUUCUCUCAGGCAAGAAAGGCUGCUAGCUACCUGCUGUGUGAUGCCUGACCAUAAAGCCAAGGAACUGAACUACGUCUUUCUGUAAAAUCCUGAGUUUGUCGUUGGCAGGUUUACAUGUGGCCAGCUAUCUCUGCCCAUGGGUGUUUGAGCAGGCAGACCAGAAGACCAGGCACCAGACAUGCAUGCCAAAGGGACCAGUCAUCUCCUGAGGACCUGUACAUGACCCUGUGGACCAUUCCAUGCAACCCGGAACCCACUUUUUAUUCACUUCCCAUGCCUCUGGCCUUCCCCUUCUUUCUCUUUUCCUCUGUCAUCCUGACACUGAUAGUUUGUCAUAUAAAUUCCCCUGGUUGUAUUUUUUUUUUCUAGGAAAAAAAUUAAAAAGGAAAGGAAACAAAACCCAGAAUCCACAAAUAAGAA
Messenger RNA from Sapajus apella (tufted capuchin), 3163 nucleotides. It is a transcript of the gene TMEM127, whose product is annotated as transmembrane protein 127. Gene Ontology annotation, cellular component: membrane. The transcript is spliced from 4 exons. Gene Ontology annotation, biological process: negative regulation of cell population proliferation; negative regulation of TOR signaling. The coding region runs from base 288 to 1004 and encodes 238 amino acids. The record is from RefSeq and is a predicted model, not a curated record. Lineage: Eukaryota; Metazoa; Chordata; Mammalia; Primates; Cebidae.